AUGCUUCUCAACGCCUCGCACAAGCUCAGCUUCAGCGGUCUUCCCCCCGAUCUGCUCGAUGCCUAUGUGCGGUACAAGAAAAACACACGGGCUCUGUUGACUUGGUUCCUCCAGCACAGUCCAGCGCCACCCAAACCAGUCAAGAGCUUAACCAUCAAGGAACUUGAGUCUAUGGCUCAAGCGGUGUCCAAGAAGCUUCGUUCUCUGCCCGAUGUUGUUCAUUUCUACUUCCGAGAGACGAUUGCAGAUCGGAAGAGGUUCAGCAAUCUCGCAAAAAUCUACGACGAUCUCUGCGUUUGUUGUGGUGGCCUCAAGUCGCAGCACCGCAAAUCGUCAUCCUCAUCUCCAGUCUGCCCUUCACUCCGUCCAGUCAACCAGUACGAGGGCUUGACAGUCGAGGAAGCCGAGGACUAUGAAGGGCAGAACACUGGGAAAAUUGCAGCUCCGGGCGGGUCCAAGCCCACCACGCCACCGCCAUCGUCGACUGGCGGCCAAGGUUUGGACAUACAUCUGGCAGAUGACGAACUCGGCAGGGCCCUCGAACUGGCAGCCGCCGCGCAACAAAUCCACGACAUCUCCUCCUCCGUCGACCUUUAUUGGCAGCUUGCUGGAAAGGGCCAAAUCUCGGUCGCAGUCGCAUCUUUCAUCACCAAUGUCGCUCUUGCAUCACUACGCCAGGUUGUUAACGAGUUGCUUCAGCAUGAUGAAGACUUUUGCUUUUCAGACUUGCAUGAUAUAUGCUCCUUCGAUCACGCGGCGAGUCCAAUUGAAGUCGGCACUAAAAAGCUCAUGUGCACCAACCAAGCCCUGUUGGGUCGAUUGCAACAAAUCGAACAAACCCUGUCGGACCUGUCGAAUGGUCCCUUGCCUUUUGGUGCCCCAUCUUGCGCCAGGUGUGGUCUCAAAGAGGCACAAGAAGCCCAGGCAAAAGUCAUCAAGGACAACGCCAACAGCCAAUACCUCUCGUCAGCCAUCAUCGAGAAGAUUGUCGACUUGGUACAUAGCAAAGCGGCAACAGUGGAGAUUAUCAAGGCCAGCACUCCCGUCUGUUUGGAUCUAGGCGAUAUCAUUACGGACCCGAAGAAUAAUACGAAGACUUGGUCGGCUGUUCUGGGAUUGAACCUCCUAACCCAAAGUUACGGGGCCUUUCUUCGAUCCCUUCCGAAGCCACAAAUGGCAUCACAAGGUCGUAUCAUGGCACUGAAACUUGCACACCAGGCUCGCUCUCAGGUUACGACAGUUUUGAGCAACAAGACGGCCUUUCCCUGCCGCUGUCCUCAGACUCUUGGCUGCCACCUACAAAACCUGGAAACCAACCUGCAGGAGUAUGCAAGCCACAACUGCUGGGACCUGGUUUUCCAAUCGCCAUGGGUCGCUGGGAAUCACGUCCUCGAAAUAUUGGACCUGUGCCAUUACUAUGGGCUGCACUUACUCAAAUAUCGGCAUUACGUGGGGGCGGUGCUGCAUUCUUACAACGUUCUCAGGCAACUAGGCGGGCUAGAGGAAAACUCGACGCUGGAAAAACUAUGCUCUCAACUUCGCGAUGUCUUGUUCCCUGCUUCCAAUCCGCCAAAGUCAAACUUUCGCGCUUGCUGGGCUAGACACGUGGGUGCCAGGUUGAAAUUCGAAAAGGGUCACAAAGGCAAGAGCAAACAUGACAAUUGGUGUCUCGCUAUCCCUGCGCACGCGGCGAAGGCGGCGGCUGGAUUUGACAUUCCCAACCACCAACAGAAGGUCGGAUCGGGCUGCGUGGUGUUCCACAUUAAGCACAAGAAUUACCACGUCAGUGAUGAUCAAUUGAAGAACCUUAGUGCCCCCCUUGAGCGCCUCCGGCAAACGCGGGGAGAAAUGGAAGCAAAACUUGUGUGCAAGAGUGACUUACCGAUAAUUGAACCGGCCAUGCAGAAUCCAAGACUUCUCCCGCUUGUUCUGGCGACUCACGGGGUAUUGACCAAUGGUGUUCGCGGAUUCUUUCCUAUGGCUCGGCUGAACCUCUUUGCGGUGUUUGAGCGAUGCCUCCGUGUGGUCUUACUGGUCUCGGACAAGAUGCAUACUGACAAUGAGGCUGAAAAGGGAAUUGCUUGCAUCUGCUUCUGCACUGAAAUUUUCAUCGCCGCGGAUCGUAUUGUUAAGGGCAGACGGCUGGGCAAGCUUGAAGCAUGGAAAGAACACGAGCGCAAGCUUGUUGAGGACACGAAAGAAGCAAUCCAAACAGUCUUUGGGGGCAUCUCAGAGGAUGAGUUGUUGUGGAAUGCCUGA
This is a messenger RNA of Cladophialophora bantiana CBS 173.52, 2259 nucleotides long. RefSeq lists its product as uncharacterized. Lineage: Eukaryota; Fungi; Ascomycota; Eurotiomycetes; Chaetothyriales; Herpotrichiellaceae. The record is from RefSeq and is a predicted model, not a curated record. The transcript has 3 exons. The coding region runs from base 1 to 2259 and encodes 752 amino acids.